AUGGCAGAUGACUCAGGAAUUCGUUAUUUUCCUUGUCGCGUCACGCGUUCCCAGUCUCGACAAUCUAGUCAACAGUCUAAUCAACUUAUCUCUCAACCUAGUGACUCUAGUCAACCUUCUUCCCAGUCUAGUCAACUUUUUUCCCUGUCUAGCCAACUUACUCUCCAGCCUACACGAGAGAAAAGGCUUCACUUAUCCUCCGCAGCUAUUAAUUCAGCAGGAGAAAAAUUGCUCUCAUUCCAAAAAGCACGAGAAGUAGGGAAAGAAGUGAAGGAAGAGGAAGAGGAAGGAUAUACAGGAUCGAGGGAAAUAGUUAUAAAAGAAAAUGUGUCUCUUGAAAAAUAUCUCCAAUAUCGUGAAAAUAAUGCAAUUCCUUCAGUUCGCAUGUAUCUACAUAACGGGAAUAUCAUAAUUUAUGAAGUACCUUCCUUUGUUCAUGGAGUAACAGCAGGACGUAUUUUGGUAUUGAUGGGUGGAUGGAAUAAUUGGGAUUUCGCGUAUGGUACUGAAGCAACCAUGAUUUUGGGUCCAAACACUGCAAAGGAAUCUGAUUUUUGGGUUCGACCAAGACAUCUUCCUGACCCACCAAUUGGAUCAGGUCUGGGUGCAGAUAGAAAUGAUAAGGCAUAUCCAACAAUGAUGAUUGAGGUUGGUUUUUCUCAGAGUCUUCUAGACCUUCAUCGAAAAACCGUUCUCUACUUUAGUCCACGAACCACAAUCCAGAUUGUGUUAGCCAUCAAGAUAUUUGGAGUUCGCACAGACCCUAAUACGAACACUAGUACUAUUGCACUAAUUGCUGCGUUAUAUCUUCGUACAAGCGCAACUCCGCUGAUUCCAACUAGUGUCAUUUCUUUUGGGACGGCAGAUCCUGAUGCAAAUACCGUAAACUGUAUUAUUAAUCAAAUGGGUGUUCCUCCUGGUAGUUUUACUGGUGUUGGGCGUCCUGAUCCUAAUAACAACAAUAAUAACUUUCCUCCUUGUAAUGCGCCCAAUCUUCCAGAUUAUCAAAUGAAUAUUCCUGGACCGGAAUUAUAUAAUGGGGUUCCAGUACAUAGACUUCCCCCAGGGUUUGCUGCUGGAUUUAAUCUGGAUCUUUGGGACAUUCGAAAUGAAAUAGAAGUUGAACUUCGCAUAUAA
Messenger RNA from Rhizophagus irregularis DAOM 181602=DAOM 197198, 1137 nucleotides. RefSeq lists its product as uncharacterized. The record is from RefSeq and is a predicted model, not a curated record. NCBI's taxonomy places the organism in Eukaryota, Fungi, Glomeromycota, Glomeromycetes, Glomerales, Glomeraceae.